Parnassius apollo (apollo) is the source of this 2856-nucleotide messenger RNA. Lineage: Eukaryota; Metazoa; Arthropoda; Insecta; Lepidoptera; Papilionidae. The record is from the annotation of a GenBank genome assembly.
AUGUAUACGAGUAUUGAUUUAGCAAGGAAGCUGUUGGAAAAUGAAACACACCUAGUGGGUACUAUUAGAAAAAAUAGAAGGAAUAUACCAAAACAGGUUGCUAAUGCUAAACUGAAGACAGGGCCGUGGGGGUCACGUCAAAUACAUAUUAGCUUCAUAUCUGUGCCCGACGGCCCAAUAGAGACGUUUAAAAUCGCCUCUGACUCGCGGUCAUGUGUUGUCCACCGCGGCCCCAACGGAACAAUGCCAAAAUAUAAACGAAUAAAAGAGACGAAGUAUUCAUUAGCUGAUCUAAUAGAAGCUGUCGAAAACGUACGACAAAAAAAAAUUAAUAGCUACCAAGCCUCUGUAAAAUACGGAAUACCAAGGUCAACCAUUAUUCACCGUUUAUACGGGACACGCGGUGCCAAACAGCCAACACCUGGCAGACCUACUGAAUUGUCAAAAGAGUGGGAAACUAAAGUAGCUUCUAAUCUCCAUAUGAUGGAAAAAUGCGGGUAUCCAUUAACCUCAAAGGAAGUAAAAAUAUUGAUAUCUGAUUAUAUUCGAAGGAACGGAAUCGUUACGAGAUUUAAAGAUAACUAUCCCGGGAAGGAAUGGUUUAGAGGAUUUAAAAAACGAAACAAAUUAAGUUUGAAAAAGCCGCAGUCUGUAGAAAUAGCUCGAAAAAAAGCAUGUGAUCCUUUCAUAGUUAACGAUUAUUUCGAUAUGUUACAACGAACAAUACAAGAGUGUGGUUUAGCCGACAAACCGCAAUGUAUAUAUAAUUUGGAUGAAACCAGCUUUUGUAGUGACCCCAACAAAACUAAAGUUGUGGGUCUGAUGGGGUUUCCCUCUACUAGAACGACAGGCUCUCCUGGGAGGAAUAACACCACUGUGCUCUUAGCUACGAAUGCACUUGGCAAAAAGAUCCCACCCUUAAUAAUAUUUCAAGGGAAACAUCUGUGGAGCGAGUGGCUGUUCAAAAAUGAUAACAUUCAUACAGCUUACGCUGUCAGUAAAAAAGGGUGGAUGGAGACCACCAUUUUCGAACAAUACAUCAAAGCCGUUUUUUUGCCAGCUAUCGGACCAGAACGACCAGUCUUAUUGGUCUAUGACGGUCAUAAGACACAUAUAGAUUUGAAUGUCAUAGACCUUCUAGUUGCCGAAAACAUUACGGUUCUUAAACUGCCGGCUCACUCAUCCCACAUACUGCAGCCAUUAGACUGUAGUACAAUGAAACCUAUGAAAGACAAAUGGGACAGCGAACUUGUGAAAUGGCAAAGACUCCAUGUGGGAGCAAAACUCCCAAAACAAGAAUUUGCCAGAAUCAUAACUAAUAUAUGGGAUGAUUUAAAUCCUGCUAUCAUUCAAAAUGGCUUCAGGAAAGCGGGCAUAUGCCCUUUAAACAAAGAUGCAAUCCCAAAAGGAAAAUUCGACAGUCUGGCAUGGUCAAGAUGGGAAGAACAACAGCAGCAAAAAAACAAGCUUCAUAAUGAUACUGACCACAAUGGUGAAGAAAAUGUUGAAGGAAGUCACACCAAGAAAGAUAACGGUCAGAAAGAACAUAAAGUACCAACACUAAUAAGUGUAUGCCUUAAAACAAUUAACAGUGAGAUACAACGAUUGCCAGACGAAAUUGAUAAGGCUAUUGCAAACAUUACACGGGAUAUGAAGAAAAAGCUACCGACAGAAAAUGGUACAAAGGCUGAUAUGAACACGUACUCAGGUACUCGGGUUACGUUUCAAAAGUGGGAGACUGUAAAGGACCCUAAAACUUUCAUACUUUCACGUCCUAAUAAUGCCAAUACCAAUGCCAACAAUUAUUCUUGUAAAGUAAAAAUAUUGGAUAAUGUAGUAGUCAGCUCAACAAUAAAUAAAAGCAAAGAAGAAGAACGAGUUUCAUUCGAAGAGCUACUAUUAAAAACUAUUUCACGUAACGACAUACCUAAAACUUCAAAGAAACGGAUAAGUCAAGGAAGUGAAAUACUAACUUACAAAGAUGCACUUCAUCGUCUGAAAAAUGAGAAAGAAAAAAAGGAAAAAGCAGAAGAAACUAAACGGCUAAAAAAACUGGAAAGAGCAAGUUAUAAUGAGAACAAAAAACCACUGAUAAAUAAGCCCAAAGCAAAGAAAAAUAAAAGGAAAAAGACCUUAGACUCAGACAGUGAGAGUGAUUGUUCAUAUACUUCAAUGAAUUCUUCAGAAGAUGAAGAACCUGAAGUUUUUUUUCAAAAUAUUUUGGAAGAAAGCAUUGAUGAAGAUUUGCAGGAGCCAUUACCAUUAUCUACUAGACAAGGACAAGAAGAAAAUAGACCUAAAAUAAAAAGUGAAAGAUUGAAUAAAGGGCAGAAAAAAACAUUAAGGCGGAAUGAAAAGGCGGGUAGUUUAUAUGAACAUUCUACUGUUUUGGAAGAAAGGUUUGACGAAGAUUUUGAUGAUCCGUUACCAUCUACUUCUAAAAGACAAAAACAAAAGACACCUAAAAUAAAAAGCGAAAGAGUGAAGGAAAGAAAGAAUUACGCUGCCAAGAAGAAAAUAUUUACACAAAAAGAAAAUAAAAUGCCACAGCCACAAGCAUCUGAGGUAAAAAAAAAAGAUCUCGACGUGGGUGACUUCAUUUUGGCUCGAUUUUGGUCGACUAAAGGCAAAAGGACGUAUAAAUACGUUUGUCUUAUUGAGGAUAUUAACCAAGAAAAAAUUGUGGUCAAAGGACUCAAAUCUAAAAAAGAUAAUAGAGAAUUUAAGUUCGUUGAAAACGACAUUUCCAUAAUUGAUAUAGAGGAUGUGAUUUCAUAUUUGCCCAACGCCGUGUUAAAUAAACAAAAAGAUACAGUCAUAUUUCCUUUUAAAGUAGAGGUAUUUGAAUGUAAAUGA